Hippopotamus amphibius kiboko is the source of this 318-nucleotide messenger RNA. Its product is annotated as cytochrome c-like. Lineage: Eukaryota; Metazoa; Chordata; Mammalia; Artiodactyla; Hippopotamidae. Gene Ontology annotation, biological process: mitochondrial electron transport, cytochrome c to oxygen; mitochondrial electron transport, ubiquinol to cytochrome c. The record is from RefSeq and is a predicted model, not a curated record. The transcript has a single exon. Gene Ontology annotation, cellular component: mitochondrial intermembrane space. Bases 1 to 318 code for a protein of 105 amino acids. Gene Ontology annotation, molecular function: electron transfer activity; heme binding.
AUGGCUGAUGUCGAGAAGGGCAAGAAGAUUUUUGUUCCGAAGGGUGCCCAGUGCCAUACUGUGGAAAUGGGAGGCAGCCACAAGACUGGGCCAAAUCUCCAUGGUCUGUUUGGACGAAAGACAGGUCAGCCUCCUGGAUUCUCUUACACAGAUGCCAACAAGAACAAAGGCAUCACCUGGGGAGAGGAGACCCUGAUGGAGUAUUUGGAGAAUCCCAAGAAGUCCAUCCCUGGAACAAAAAUGAUCUUCGCUGGCAUUAAGAAGAGGAGACAAAGGGCAGGCUUGAUAGCUUAUCUCAAACAAGCUACUAAUGAGUAA